Messenger RNA from Trichoderma breve, 1782 nucleotides. RefSeq names its product DNA polymerase beta palm domain-containing protein. Gene Ontology annotation, cellular component: nucleus. The transcript has 4 exons. Bases 1 to 1782 code for a protein of 593 amino acids. The record is from RefSeq and is a predicted model, not a curated record. Gene Ontology annotation, molecular function: DNA-directed DNA polymerase activity; DNA binding. Lineage: Eukaryota; Fungi; Ascomycota; Sordariomycetes; Hypocreales; Hypocreaceae. Gene Ontology annotation, biological process: double-strand break repair via nonhomologous end joining.
AUGGCUCCUGAGCUGCCUCGCAUCUUCUUGCUCCCAACUCACUUACAAGCAGACGAGCUGCGUGAGUUGGAGGCGAUAAUCCCUACGCUGACGCAUGAUGUUCACGAGGCCAAAGUUAUUCUAGGAAAGAUAUCUAGACCUGAGCGUGCUCUUUUUGAGCUGAGGCGGCUUAAGCUUGCGACGGAACCGGUGGCUCUGGAGGAAGCUGGAAGAGAAGAAGUUGGUGACAAGCGUGGGCGAAGUGAAGCAUCAGAGGUUCCGUCUAAGCGCCGGAGGCUAUCGAGAUCAGAGAGUACAGAAAUCCGAGAGGAAGAGAAUCCUAGUGGCAUUUGGAAUUUGUUGAGAGGUCCAGGGGAUAUCGUUUUGGUGCUUAAACUGGCUUGGCUUUUCGAUUGCCUCGAACAAGAUGUCGCACCGCCCGCUGAUGACUAUUUGCUUUAUCGAGGGCGCAAACUCAAGGAGAAUGAAGCAGCCAAAUCAGCCGCAGCAGUGCUCGCCCGAGCCAUGGAGGACCGGCAAAGCGUCAUCGACAGUCCACAUUCGAAGCGGACAACAAGACCAGGAACUGGCUCCUCAAACGCCUCCGACGGGCGAUCGCAUGCUGAACCGCCGAAGCUGUACCACGAGACGACCUCUGAGCACGAUGUUCCUCUGCCGCCAAUUCCCGACUUUCUUCAUACCACGUAUUCGUGUCAAAGACCAUCUCUUGUAGACCCGCCGAAUGCUGCAUUUAUCGCGGAACUCAAGGCUAUUCGUACACUGCGGCUUCUACGAGGAGAUCAGGUGGGUGUUAGGGCCUACUCUACUUCGAUAGCCUCCCUUGCUGCAUAUCCAUAUGCUUUACAGCGACCACAGGAAAUUGAAAGGUUGCCAGGAUGUGGUCCCAAGAUUGCAAAGCUAUAUCAACAAUGGACGAGUAAUGGCUGUACCGAUGAGACUAGCACGGCUAAAACAGACACUGAGCUCAUCGUACUGAAGACGUUUUACGAUAUUUGGGGAGUGGGAGAUAUCACUGCUCGUCAAUUCUUUAAGAAGGGCUGGCGAGAUCUUGAUGAUAUUGUAGAGCAUGGCUGGAAUUCACUGAGUCGGGUGCAGCAAAUUGGUGUAAAAUUCUACGACGAGUUCCAGCUCAAGAUCCCACGGCAAGAGACAGAGGCCAUUGCCAGUGUCAUACUCGCCCAUGCACACCGAGUCGACCCAGGUUUCCAAAUGGCCAUUGUGGGCAGUUAUCGACGAGGCAAACCUACAAGUGGCGACGUUGAUGUGGUCUUGAGCCAUCCCGAUGAAACUCAAACACUCGACAUCAUUGAGAAGCUUGUUACUAGCUUAGAAAAGAGCAGCUUCAUUACGCACACCUUGAGCGUAUGGACAAAGAAUAGCGAGCGCGGACAGGCUCCCGUGGCGUGGAAAGGCGAGGGUCGCCCUGCAGGAUCAGGAUUCGAUACGCUAGACAAGGCCAUGGUGGUUUGGCAGAACCCCGAGGAUCACAAUGGUCCGCACCGAAGAGUCGACAUCAUCAUCAGCCCUUGGAAGACGGCUGGGUGCGCAAUCCUUGGAUGGAGCGGAGAAACAACAUUCCAGCGGGAUCUUCGACGCUACUGCAAGGCAAAGAUGGGAUUCAAGUUUGAUAGCAGCGGUGUUCGGAAUAGGGCAGACGGGUCGUGGGUGGAUCUCGAGAGUUCCGAGCGAGGCCCGGCCCCGGACAUGGAAACGGCAGAGAGGCGUGUGUUUGAGGGGCUUGAUCUGGAAUGGCGACCUCCGACAGAGAGGUGUACGGGGUGA